Molecule: messenger RNA, 1243 nt
Organism: Ziziphus jujuba (common jujube)
Lineage: Eukaryota; Viridiplantae; Streptophyta; Magnoliopsida; Rosales; Rhamnaceae
Product: ethylene-responsive transcription factor 1A
Exons: 1
Coding region: 137-952 (271 amino acids)
Biological process (GO): regulation of DNA-templated transcription; ethylene-activated signaling pathway
Molecular function (GO): DNA-binding transcription factor activity; DNA binding
Source: RefSeq, a predicted model, not a curated record
ACAAGAAAAAAUAAAAUUCAGAUCCUUUCAAUUUCCUUUCAACCAAAAACAAAAAAUAAAUAAAGUCUUCUCUUUCUAAACAAACACAAAACUCCCGACUCGACUUUUUUCCGGAUUCAAGUUUCGCAUUCAGCAAAUGGAGUCUGAUUACGCUAUUCUCGAUUCAAUUCGCAGACACUUACUUGGCGAAUCCGAGGUCCGAUUUGGAUCCAACAACAACAAUUCGGGCUUUUCCGCUCCGGUUUUCUGUCGGAGCUCCAGUUUCAGUAGCUUGCACCCGUGUCUAACCGAGAAUUGGGGCGACCUUCCACUCAAAGAGGACGAUUCGGAGGACAUGGUUCUCUUUGGUGUACUCCGCGACGCCAUGAAUGUCGGGUGGGUUCCAUCACUCGGGUCGGAUCGACCCGAAACCUGUUCUUUUGCUUACGCGGUGAAAGCUGAACCAGAGACUUUGCCGGCGGUGAGUGUGGUUCCACAAACGACGGUUAUCAAGACCGAAAUCCCGGAGGAGAAACCGGCGCCGGCGGUGGUUCCUCCCAAGGGGAAGCAUUACAGAGGAGUGAGGCAACGGCCAUGGGGCAAAUUCGCGGCGGAGAUUCGUGACCCAGCUAAGAACGGCGCCAGGGUUUGGCUCGGAACUUUCGAGACGGCUGAGGACGCCGCUUUGGCUUACGACCGAGCCGCUUAUCGGAUGCGUGGUUCGCGAGCUUUGCUCAAUUUCCCUCUCCGGGUGAACUCCGGUGAACCCGACCCGGUUAGAGUGACUUCGAAGAGGUCGUCGCCGGAACCAUCUUCGUCGUCGGAGAGUGGAUCUCCGUCGUUGAAGAGAAGGAAGAAGGGUUUCACUUCCGGGUCAUCGGGGCAACCCGGAGUUGUUGAAAUGGGUAAUGGAUUGGAGCAGCAAGUGGGAAGACAAGUUGCAACAGUUGGAGAACAGAUAUUGGUCAGCUAAAUUUGUGGAGGUGAAAUUGCCACUCUGAGGAACACAUUGUAAUUAUCUGAAGAGAAAAAAAAAAAAAAAAAAAAAAGAUUUUUAUUUUUUUGUUUGUUUUUUUUUUUUUCUUUUUAGGGGCUCCCAUAAUUUUGGAAAAUUAAUAUUUGUUAGAUAUGAAGAACAAAAGAAGUGAAAAAAAGAAAGUAAAAAAAAAAAAAAAAAAAGUUGGGAUAUGAGUGAGUGUUUGGCAUUGUGAAUACGAAAUUUGUUAUUUCUUUUGAACUAAAUUGAAAGUUACUAUUGGUAAUC